Drosophila bipectinata is the source of this 4256-nucleotide messenger RNA. RefSeq lists its product as uncharacterized. NCBI's taxonomy places the organism in Eukaryota, Metazoa, Arthropoda, Insecta, Diptera, Drosophilidae. The record is from RefSeq and is a predicted model, not a curated record.
UCUGUCAAAUAUUUGGAAGCAUUCGAAAUUGUAGAACAAAUUCAUUUUUACCUGGCAUUAACGUAAGUGAUACAAAAUAAUUUUCGUGUGUGUUUUUUUUUUUUUUCUAAAAAGACAGACAAAUCAUUUGAAAAAACACCGGCAUGUUUUAGUACGCGGUAGUCGGAAUCUAUUUCUAUAUAUUUAUUUUUUUUUUCGUCAAAUUUCUUUCACGCCCCGCUCCGUUUUAAAAAUUAAAUCAAAAUAUUUUGUGUAAAAGGCAGGAAAAAUAAAAAUUCAAAGAUCCAUCAAAUCAAACGUUUUCGGUUCAGUUUAGCUAAAAAAAAAUUCAACAAAAUUGUUCGCGACCAUAUACGACCGUGAGUGUGAAGUAAUCGCCGAUCUCCGCAAGCACGCAGAUAAAGUAGGACCACGUCAGGACUACUCCAGGCAGGACCCAACACUCUCUCUAUUGAUCGCGAAUUGUGAGAACCUUUCCAUCUCAUAAUCCUUCAGGCCGUCCAGGACACACAAACACACUCAAACACACACACGAAGACACAGAUAGACAAAUUUUUUUCAUUUUUCGAUACAAUCGUUCGUGUAUCGAAUUAUCCAAAAUUGUAAUCCUCUGAGGAGUCAUCUGAGCCAGUACUAGCAGAAGCAGCAGCAGGACUAGCAGUAUGAAGCCCGAACAGCUGAAUCGCUUGAUGCGAGCCAAGGGCCAAGUGCAACCCUGGUUUCUAAGGAACACCACUGAGCUUUAUGAGUGCGCCAUAAGGACCUACUAUGAGCGCAGCUCGGCCGCUAUUCCUUAUUCUGCACAUAAUCGCAAUGCCCGCCUACGUCUUGAGAAUGCCGGACCCGUUCGAAAGCUAAAAAGAGCCCAUCCCGAGCCCACCGCCCCGGACAACUACCCGCAUAAUCAUCGCCUGCAGACGGAUCUGGCGACCAAUGCCAAUUCCAAUAAGCUCCUCAAUACCGUCCUCCAGGCGACGCGUCGCCGUUCCAUGUCCUAUUCGGUGGGCACAUCUCGGCCUGGAGCCGGCGGUGGUAGUGGUGUCAGUGGUGGUGCCGCCGCCACCGCUGCCCAGCCGUACAGCGUUUACGGCAAAUCGGUGUUGAGUGGCAGCAGUUCCAGCUGCUCGACCGCCACCAGCAGCAGUGGCACCUCGCACGACGGUUUUCCAGGUCAUUUCGGGCGGCGUACCUUCCUUAAGACGCCAUCUUCCUCCAAGAAGUCCAAGAAAUCCAAGAAGCAGCAACCGACCACAUCGGAGAAGCCCACACAGGGACUGUUUAGUUCGGGACGUUCGUUUAGCCUGCCACCGCGACCCACUAUUCGGGGUAUGGACACCAGUGUGGCACGUCCCAUGCCGCCCAACACGAAGCAUCAUUUGGAGGCCAUGCAGAAGAAUGCACAGGUAAACUUUGCAAGCCUUCCGCGAAGCGAGGGCGACAACCUCAUGGUGGUGGAUGCCGCUCUGAAACGUCGUAUUUCCGUUGUACCCUACGAUGAUGAGACACCACAGCCCCGGGGGUAUUCCAACCGAUUGCGAAAUGAUGGUGGAAAUACAUGGAAAACGGCCAGACGCCAUAGAGGCAACGAGAGCGGAAACAGUGAUGGGAACAGCGAGAUCGUCAGCCAAUCGUCGGAGGUGCGAUAUCGCUUCCAGACAUUGGCCGAUCGGAUCAAGCAGUUCGAAUAUAUUCAGUUUGCGGACGGACCCGUUACCAGUUUCGCCUUCGAUCGCCGCCAGAAGAUGCCAGCUACCAGGAAGAAGGCUAAGAAGGCAAGCCGGAUACCGGAUACCGAGUCCGAAGUACCAAACACAACAUCAUCAUCAUCAUCCGUAGCACCGAUGCGUCGCAAAAAAAUGGAUGAACAGCCACGACAACUGGGCUACAAUAAUGUCCUUCAUUCGAAUCAUCGUCAAAGGAGUCGUAGCUUGGAAAUGGAGCCACCCUUGAUGGAAUCGAUUGGUCUUUUGAAUACUCUCGAAAAAAGCCCAAAACCAACCACUGCAAGUCCUCGUGGCUCCAGUGUGGAUAGUCCGGGCCGAUCAUUUUUCCGGCCAGCCAUCACAUCCACUUGGGCAGCUGCUUAUGCCGCUAGAAAUGCAGAAAAUGGUGGUUCAACGAAGGAUUCAGAUGUUAAACCAGAAACCGCAGUGAGAAUACCAUCGACUUUUACCGCAAAAAACUAUAAAAAAAAAUACAUUUCACGCAAAAGUUUGGGCGUCAGUCGGCCAGGUAGUUCCGGAAAAAUACGACCCCAAACUCCAACAUACACAGUCCCACUACCACCCGGUCAUGCAUCAUCCCAUCCACCUGGCACUGUAUCUAAGGCACUAGAACCGGAGGCAAGUACUUCUGAGGAAAUCGAUUGGAGAAAGAAACCCAAGACUAGUAGUGGUGCGAAUACCAAGAAUAAUAAUUGGACAAUUGGUUAUAAGGCCGAUUAUGGAAAUAAAUCCACGGGAGCGGCAGGACCCUCAACCACUUGGGCAGGGAUUACCAAAAACGUCAACCUGAGUCCUGGUUUCAGGGCGGAAGAAUAUGCAACCGGCACGACUCUGAAGAACAGCUACCGUUCAUCCACCGCCGGGUCAGCUUCCGCCUCCAAACGUGCCGCCACAGCACCGACCACAGCCCGAGGAAAGGCCACCACCGCGAAUCCUUCCAUAAAACCACCAGCAUUCACACCACCUUUGGAUCUAAAAAAUACCAACCCAUCGCCAGUACGACGUUUCCAAAUGCAACAGCAAGGAAGCCUUGAAGAAGCCAGAAAGGAUACAGACAUCAUGACGAAGACGAAACCCACGCGUUCCGCCCAUCUCCCAGAGAAGUCGGUGGGCCAGUCAAUGGAACAGGAAAUGGCCUCCAUGGUCAGGGCGAAUGUGUAUAGUCGCACCAGUCACAGGGCCCAUGCCCAGCUACUGCCACAGGAUACUCCAAAUCCAAAUCCCACUGCCAAGAUAUCGAAAAAGCCACCCGGCCAUUCAUCGCAAGUUGUAAGGAAACGGGAAGAUGAAAAGGAUAUCACGGCCGAUAGGAAGGCGGAAAAACGUGAUCAGGAGGUUCAAAUCCAGAACGAAGUGCGGGAAUCGUCAGAGGUUGCAUCCACACCUUCAUAUGUAUCGGGCACGCCACUGGGCAAGCAGCCCGUCUAUCCAAAAGGAGCCAAUCAGCUGCUGGUUGCAAGUGCCACUCAGGUGUCGGCCUACAAGCGUGCCUUCCGCAGCCAGCAGCAGAUGCUCAAGGCGGAGAUGCUGAACCAGCAGGCCAAGCUCCUGCAGCAGGAGGACAACCCUCAAGCUAACUACCCGCCUUCGACUUCCCAUCCCAAGGCCAUGCCCACGCCAUCGCCAGUGGUGGCCACUGGAAAGUUCAGGUCCGGUGAGGCGGCAAAUGGUGGUUUGCCGUUAACGGCGCCGCCACUUCAAAGCCACCGGGCACCACCGCUACCCACUGGCCGGGCUGGAGUUCGUCCCAUUGCCCGGAGGAAUGGUGUUGGGGAGAGUAGCCGUGGCAUGGCCAUUCGUCAUUCCAGGCGUGACAUGGGAGGCGCUGCAACCACCUAUCUGAGAAGCAGGGAGAGUGGCUCGACAGGACUACGGAUUAAGGCAGAUGCCACUUCCAUAACAGAGCCCGCACAAGCGAUAAGACGCCGUUUUCCAACACUUACGCCGCCCACCUACCGAUCACUUCCGGACUCAACAACAACAACAACAAUGGGCCGGACAGCAGUGCCACAACUGAAAAUAACAACAAAGACAAAAACAAGAGGGAGCAAGCAAUCAAUUAACGCGGCAAAGGAGAGAGACCACCAACAAGAGAGAACCAAACAGCAGGAUAACCGUAAUUGGGAUCGCUAUCGAGAGGGAGCACGAGCCAGAAUAGCGGGAGACAUGGCCAUAGCCAGUGCUGCGGCCGCCACAACAUAUUCUUCAACAAGGCCCAGACGAACAAAGAUGGCGCUGACAGCGCAGCAGCCGCAGCAUUAUCAUUUGCGCCAUGAUAACGGUACUAGUAGUGCGCUUCUUGGCUUCCGGCGUGAAACGCCAAGCCGUGCAGCGUCAAGGCUGCUGCAGCGACGCGAAGAUUCUGGCUUGCAGUCGCGCUCACAGUCGCAGUCGUCGUCGCAUCUGCAGCAGCAGCAGUCGCAGUCGCAGCGCCGUCAAUUCCAUUACACCGUUAAUCCUCCCUGGCGUCCCCUUUACUAAAGACGAUGGUGGACAAUAACCAUCGUAUUCCUAUAAUUAUUUGGGGAGAUA